Cervus elaphus (red deer) is the source of this 1251-nucleotide messenger RNA. RefSeq names its product eukaryotic translation initiation factor 3 subunit H-like. Lineage: Eukaryota; Metazoa; Chordata; Mammalia; Artiodactyla; Cervidae. Bases 24 to 1112 code for a protein of 362 amino acids. Gene Ontology annotation, cellular component: cytoplasm; cytosol; eukaryotic translation initiation factor 3 complex. The transcript has a single exon. The record is from RefSeq and is a predicted model, not a curated record. Gene Ontology annotation, molecular function: protein binding; metallopeptidase activity; translation initiation factor activity.
UCUUUUCCUGUCCGGCUGGAAAGAUGGCGUCCCGCAAAGAAGGCACCGGCUCAUCCGCCACCUCUUCCAGCUCUACCACCGGCGCUGCAGGCAAAGGCAAAGGCAAAGGAGGAUCCGGAGAUUCAGCCGUGAAGCAAGUGCAGAUAGAUGGCUUGGUGGUAUUAAAGAUUAUCAAACAUUACCAGGAAGAAGGACAAGGAACUGAAGUGGUUCAAGGAGUGCUUUUGGGCCUUGUUGUAGAAGAUCGACUUGAGAUUACCAACUGCUUUCCUUUCCCUCAGCACACUGAAGAUGAUGCUGACUUUGAUGAAGUCCAGUAUCAGAUGGAGAUGAUGCGGAGCCUGCGCCAUGUGAACAUCGACCACCUCCACGUGGGCUGGUACCAGUCCACAUACUACGGCUCAUUAGUCACCCAGGCCCUUCUGGAUUCUCAGUUCAGUUACCAGCAUGCCAUUGAAGAGUCUGUCGUUCUCAUUUACGAUCCCAUAAAAACUGCCCAAGGGUCUCUCUCACUAAAGGCAUACAGACUGACUCCUAAAUUGAUGGAAGUUUGUAAAGAAAAGGAUUUUUCUCCUGAAGCAUUGAAAAAGGGAAAUAUCACCUUUGAGCACAUGUUUGAAGAAGUGCCGAUUGUAAUUAAAAAUUCACAUCUGAUUCACAUCAUGAUUCACAUCCCACAUCUGAUCAACGUUCUAAUGUGGGAGCUGGAGAAGAAGUCAGCUGUAGCAGACAAACAUGAAUUGCUCAGUCUUGCUAGCAGCAAUCACUUGGGGAAGACACUCCAGUUGCUGAUGGACAGAGUGGAUGAGAUGAGCCAAGAUAUAGUUAAAUAUAACACAUACAUGAGGAACACAAGUAAACAGCAGCAGCAGAAACAUCAGUACCAGCAGCGUCGCCAGCAGGAGAACAUGCAGCGCCAGAGCCGAGGAGAACCCCCACUCCCUGAGGAGGAUCUGUCCAAACUCUUCAAACCACACCAGCCCCCUGCCAGGAUGGAUUCUCUGCUCAUUGCAGGCCAGAUUAACACUUACUGCCAGAACAUCAAGGAGUUCACUGCCCAGAACUUAGGCAAACUCUUCAUGGCCCAGGCUCUUCAAGAAUACAACAACUAAGAGGAGGACGUUUCCAGAAAAGGACGUUAACAUAGACUCUUGAGAUCACACUGGGGCAACUCUCAGAAGAAGAACAUUUGAAUAUUGGAAAGUCUUUCUAGCAAUUAAUAAAAUAAAAAUAAACCAAAAAAAAAAAAAA